CAACGCUCGAAGAGAAAGGCGAGACAAAGCGCGAAGAUAGCGGAGUUAAAAACAGCGAGUAUGUUGAAAGAGUUGGUGAAGGAGCGACUCAUGGCGGCGGCUGAUGAAAUAUUCGCCCUGUUUGAAAGAACGAUAGCGUCGUACGAGGAGGAACUUUCUAGAACACGAGAGAAGGAGCGACAUCGACAACAACUGGAAUUUGGUUGCAAGACUCGCUUUGUGUUGCACAUUGAAGACGUCCAGCAGCGGGUUGGUUGUCAGGAGGAACGUUUUCCUCAGUCUCAAGUGGAGACUUCCACUUUGAAACAGGAGGAUCCAGAUCCCCCCUACAUUAAAGAGGAAGAGGAGGAACUCAGGAUUGCUCAGGAGGGAGAGUGUCUUCUCGGACUGAAUGAGGCUCAUCCCACCAAGUUGCAACUAAGUGGUGUCUCUGUGAAGACUGAAGACGGUGAAGAGAAACCACCCGAGUCCUCAGAGCUUCAUCCCAGUCCAAGCGAGGAGAACAGAGGGGCGGAGCCUCCAGGCUGCAGCUCAUCACAACACAUGACAACAGAAGCUGAGGAAGACUACUGUGGAGCUCCUCUAUCAGAUAGUGACGACAUAACAACACACUGCCCUGAGGAUGAAGAUAGGAACCAAGAACCUUUGAGCAGCGAUACAGACUGCGAAGGUGAUAUCACCACUCAAACUGACAACAAACAUUCUGAAUGCUCUCAAACGAAGACAGGUAAAAAAUGUUUGAACUGCCCACUUUGUGGUAAAAACUACACCUAUGAGUGUUUUUUGACCGAACACAUGAGAACUCACACAGGAGAAAAACCAUUCGGUUGUUCUGUUUGUGGCAACAGCUUUACUCGGAAAGGUGAAAUGAUAUCACACAUGAGAAAUGUCCACGGAGAAAAAAUGUACAGUUGCUCAGUUUGCGGUGAACAUUUUUUCUUUCAGAUCCAGUUGACCCGACACAUGAAACGACACACUGACAUACCUUUCAGUUGUUCUGUUUGCGAUGAAAUAUUCCCUCGCCGGGCAGACCUGGUGUCACAUGUGGCGAUUCACAAAGGCGAAACAUCUUUUAAAUGCUCAGUCUGUGAUAAAAGCUUCCCCACGGUGUUCCAGUUUGACACACACAUGAGAACUCACACCGGAGAGAAGCCUAGUUGCUCGCUUUGUGCUAAAACCUUUUCUAAUGGAUACUGUUUGAAUUCACACAUGAAAACGCACACCGGGGAAAAACCCUUUCGUUGCUCUGUUUGCGCGACAGACUUUGCUCAGCGAUCCAGUUUGAACGUGCACAUGCGCCUUCACACUGGACUGAAACCUUUUUCUUGUUCGGUCUGUGGUGCAAAAUUUGCUCAGCGGACCAGUUUAAAUACACACAUGCAAAGUCACACUGGACAAAAACCUUUUAGUUGUUCCGUUUGUGCGAAAAGAUUUGGUCGCAAGUACUGUCUAAAAGUGCACAUGCGCACUCACACUUGAGGGAGAAACCUUUCCCCCGCUGCUUUAUUUUGGGGUAAUUUAACCAGAAAAUAAUAUCUUGUUCAAACGAUGCAUUUUACAAUAAAAUUGCACAAAAUAAAUACAAACAAUUGAAGUAAAACAGACUGAGUGAACUAGAGAUGCGCGGAUAGGCAAUUAUUUCAUCCGCAACCGCAUCACAAAAGUCGUCAACCAUCCGCCAUUCACCCGAACCAACAUUUUAUCAAAACCACACCCGCCCGCCAUCCGCCCGUUGUUAUAUAUAUACCGUAU
Molecule: messenger RNA, 1752 nt
Organism: Nerophis lumbriciformis (worm pipefish)
Lineage: Eukaryota; Metazoa; Chordata; Actinopteri; Syngnathiformes; Syngnathidae
Source: RefSeq, a predicted model, not a curated record